AUGAAGCCAUUAUCUCAGCUGCUUUUUUCGGCGGCCACCUUCGCUACUUCUGCCCUGGCUGCAACUCACGUUUACGACUGGAACGUUACAUGGGUUUCCGCCAACCCCACAGGCGAUAAGGAACGCCCAGUUAUUGGUAUUAACGGUCAAUGGCCCCUUCCUGCUCUUGAAGUCGACAAGGGCGACCGUCUUAUUGUUAAUCUCUAUAAUGGUUUGGGUGAUCAAAAUACAUCUAUGCACUUUCACGGAAUGUACCAAAAUGGCACCAACGCCAUGGAUGGCCCUAACUUUGUUACUCAAUGCCCAAUCCCUCCUGGCGCGACCUUCACUUACAACUUCACUGUUGAUCAGAACGGCACUUACUGGUACCAUGCUCACGUUGCUGGUCAGUACCCCGAUGGAUACAGAGGUUCCUUCAUUGUUCACGAUAAGAAUGCUUACUUUGCCAAUGAUUAUGAUGAAGAGCUGACUUGGACUAUGUCUGAUUGGUAUAAUGAUGUUAUGGAUGUUCUUCGCCCUGAAUUUCUCAGUCUUUACAACCCAUCUGGUGCUGAGCCGGUUCCUAACAAUAUUAUUUUCAAUGACUCCCAGAAUGUUUCUGUUUCCAUCAAGCCCAAUACCACUUACCUGAUCCACCUAAUGAAUACUGGUGCUCUUGGUUCUAUCUUCUUUUGGAUUGAAGAUCAUAACUUUACUGUUGUUGAAGUUGAUGGUGUCUAUACCGAGCCCACUGAAGCUCAGUAUCUUUACCUUACUGUUGCCCAACGUUAUGCCAUUCUCCUUACUACUAAGGAAGAAACUGAUAAGAAUUAUGGUAUUGUUCUUGCUUUUGAUCCUGGUCUUUUCGAUGUUAUUGAACCUUACCUCCAAAUGAACCAGACUAACUGGCUUGAAUACAAUUCAUCUGCUCCUCAUGAACAUGUCACUCCUGACUUUGAGUCGACUGACGACAUUCCUGCUCUUGAUGACUUCGAUCUUAUCCCCGCCGAUCGUAUUCCUCUUUACCCUGAACCUGAUUUGGAAAUUGUUGUCGAUGUUACAAUGAACAAUCUCAACAAUGGUAUCAACUAUGCCUUUUUUAACAAUAUUACUUUUACUUCUCCUAAGGUUCCUUCCCUUUACACUGUCAUGUCUGCCCCUGAUGAGUAUGUCAUGGAUAGUACUAUUUACGGUGAAUGUGCUCAUCCAUUUGUGCUUACCCACAUGGAUGUUGUUCAGAUUGUUAUAAACAAUGUUGAUCCUGGUACUCAUCCUUUCCACAUGCAUGGCCAUGAAUUCCAAGUCAUUGUGAAAUCCCCUGCUUACGAUGAUGAUAGCCCCACUGCUUAUGACCCUGAUAAUCAUGAUCCUUUCCCUGAAUUUCCAAUGAGACGUGAUACUUCAUUUGUUCGAGCCAACGGUAACUCUGUUUUCCGUUUUGUUGCUGAUAACCCAGGCGUUUGGAUCUUCCAUUGUCAUAUUGAGUGGCAUUUGGAACAAGGUCUUGCUCUUAUUUUGGUUGAGGCACCUGAUAAACUUAAGGAGCAAUCCAUUCCUGACAAUCACUACGACGUUUGCAAGAUUUCUGGUAGUGCUUAUGUUGGUAAUGCUGCUGCUAAUUCCACUGACUUCAUGAACCUUAAUGGUCAAAACAUGCAAGUCAAGGAUCUUCCUUCUGGUUUUACUGCUAGAGGUAUUGUUGCCUUGGUCUUUUCUUGUGUCUCUGCCUUCCUCGGUAUGUUUGUCAUUGGCUGGUAUGGUCUUACUGAUGCCACUGCCUCAGAGGCAAAGAUUAUCGAAAUUCUUGAAGAGGAGGAUGCAGUUGAGGAGGCUUACCGGCACAAUGCUUCUGUUGAGCAGGAGAUUUCUAAUGAUCGGAUAAAUUAA
This is a messenger RNA of Magnusiomyces paraingens, 1866 nucleotides long. RefSeq lists its product as uncharacterized. Gene Ontology annotation, biological process: cellular response to iron ion starvation; reductive iron assimilation. The transcript has a single exon. Gene Ontology annotation, molecular function: copper ion binding; ferroxidase activity. The record is from RefSeq and is a predicted model, not a curated record. Lineage: Eukaryota; Fungi; Ascomycota; Dipodascomycetes; Dipodascales; Dipodascaceae. Gene Ontology annotation, cellular component: high-affinity iron permease complex. The coding region runs from base 1 to 1866 and encodes 621 amino acids.